AUGGUGGAGCCCAAGCCCUACGCUUCUCUGCGGCUGCUGCUCGCCGAGCUGCGCGCUCAGCGCGACGCCGGCGGAGAGGCCGGCGGCCGCCUUCUGCCGGAGGAGGCGCUGGGGGAGCCCGUGGCGGAGAGGGCGGAGGAGCUCGCCUGCGCGCUCGCCGCGCGCACGGACGCCACCCUGCGGUGGCCGGCCUCGGCGAUCCUCGCGGCCGCCCUGCGCGCGGCCCUCGACGAGCGCCUCGGCGGCCGCACCCGGCCGGAACCUCCUCGAGGAGCUCAGGAAGGCCACGGCCGAGAUAAGAGCUGA
This is a messenger RNA of Prorocentrum cordatum, 306 nucleotides long. The record is from the annotation of a GenBank genome assembly. Lineage: Eukaryota; Dinophyceae; Prorocentrales; Prorocentraceae.